GCGGGGAGCGAACUACCGGCGGCCGGAGGAAGCGGGGGCGGCGGAGCCGGGGCCGGGAGCGGGGCAGCGUCCCGGGAUCGGGAUGCGGGGGCGGCCCGGGACGCCGCCUCGUUGCCCGGAGCGACACCAUGCACCCGGCCGUGGCGGUGGGGCUGGUGUUCGGCGGCUGCUGCAGCAACGUGGUGUUCCUGGAGCUGCUGGCCAGGCAGUUCCCGGGAUGUGGGAACAUCGUGACCUUCUCCCAGUUCCUGUUCAUCGCGGUGGAAGGUUUCAUCUUCGAGGCCAACUUCGGGAGGAAGCGCCCGGCCAUCCCCAUCAGGAACUAUUUCAUCAUGGUGGCCAUGUUCUUCACCGUCAGCGUGGUCAAUAACUACGCCCUGAACCUGAACAUCGCGAUGCCGCUGCACAUGAUCUUCCGCUCGGGUUCUCUCAUAGCAAGCAUGGCUCUAGGGAUCAUCAUCCUGAAGAAAAGGUACAGCGUGUCAAAAUACACCUCCAUAGCUCUGGUGUCCCUGGGCAUCUUCACCUGCACUUUGAUGUCUGCAAAACAAGUGGCAUCUGACUCCAGCUUAAACCAAGAGGAUGGACCCCAGGCUUUCCUCUGGUGGAUGCUGGGUAUUGCUGCCCUCACCUUCGCCCUGCUGAUGUCUGCCAGGAUGGGGAUUUUCCAGGAGACGCUCUACCAGAAAUUUGGGAAGCACUCCAAGGAGGCCCUGUUCUACAAUCACGCGUUGCCACUCCCUGGAUUCCUGCUCCUGGCUCCCAACAUUUACCAGCACGCCGUGCUCUUCAACCAGUCUGAGCUGUUCCAGGUGCCGGUGAUCGGCCUGACCCUGCCAAUCAUGUGGUUCUACCUCCUCAUGAACGUCAUCACCCAGUACGUCUGCAUCCGCGGCGUCUUCAUCCUGACCACCGAGUGCACGUCCCUCACCGUCACCCUGGUGGUGACGCUCCGCAAGUUCGUCAGCCUCAUCUUCUCCAUCCUCUACUUCCAGAACCCCUUCACGGGGUGGCACUGGCUGGGCACCGCCUUCGUCUUCGUGGGCACCCUGAUGUACACUGAGGUGUGGAACAGCCUCGGGCCCCUCCUGGCCCGCUGCCGGAGGAGGCCCAAGGAGGAGUGAAUCCAGGGAUUUUCCGCAGGGACCUUUUUGUUGUUUUCCAGAGCAGGGCAGCAGGGAGCCCCCUCCCCUCCCCCAGGGGGUGUUUUUAUAGCAGGUGUUGGCUGUGCCAAGCUCCUGGGAAAAUGGGGAGCCUCCGCUGGGAACUUGGGGAACGGAUCAUGGAGAAACAAUCCGGUUAUUUUUUGCCAGUUGGUAUUUUUUAUGCCACCCCUCUUGCUUCCAGUUUUUCCUCCUGUUUGGUUUUUCCUUUUCUUUUUUUUUUUUUUUUUCUUUUUUUUCCAUUGGAAUAACCCUUUUUAAGGAAAAGCUGAUUCAGAGCUUAGCUGGGAGCCCAACUUCUCAUGCUGCUGGCUCGGAUCAGCUGGACCCUGAGCUGGUUUGGUGCCGUCCUUUAAUUGUCCCAGCGUUUGGAGCUGAUGGCUGAGCCCCAUUCCUGUGGGAAUCCCUGAUCCCUGUGCUGGGAGGAUGUGGGAUACAGCCUGGAGCUUCCAGUCUGCCCAGUGGAUCCUGAGAGGGCUGGGUUUACACUCCCAGUUCUCCUCCCAUCCCUUGGGAUCAGCUUCCUCGUGGCUUUUGUGUCAGCCUGGCACAGGCGGGGAAACGCCAGAGCCGUAACUGAACAUCCACGGUGUUUUAUCCAGGGAUUGUUGGAUCCAGGGAUUGUUGGAUCCAGGGAUUGUUUUAUCCAGGGAUUGUUUUAUCCAGGGAUUGUUGGAUCCAGGGAUUGUUUUAUCCAGGGAUUGUUGGAUCCAGGGAUUGUUUUAUCCAGGGAUUGUUGGAUCCAGGGAUUGUUGGAUCCAGGGAUUGUUGGAUCCAGGGACUGUUGGAUCCAGGGAUUGUUGGAUCCAGGGAUUGUUUUAUCCAGGGAUUGUUGGAUCCAGGGAUUGUUGGAUCCAGGGAUUGUUUUAUCCAGGGAUUGUUGGAUCCAGGGACUGUUGGAUCCAGGGGUUGUUGGAUCCAGGGAUUGUUGGAUCCAGGCACUGAGCAGAGCCGACAGGGAGCUGCUCCCAGCUGUAACAAUCUGUGCAUACUCUGGGUCACUCUUCCACUCCAGGAACUUGCAUGUUGUCCCCAGUUCCCGUGGGAUGCGGGAAUGUUUGGGGGAUUUGGGCAUUCCCAUUUUUUUUAACCAUGUGCUUUUCACUCCCAACACAUCGGCUUUGGGUUGUUUGUUCCCAUCAGGGGGAUUUUUUUAACUUCCUGGCGUGGUCAGUGUGUUUGGAAUAUUUAUGGAGUCACAGGAGUGGCAGCAAUUCCCUUCCUGCUGGAGGACAGAGGAGGAAAGGUCCAGGCAGAAGGGCCUUGUUAGCCAAAAUUAAUUAAAUCCAGGCUCCCCCUCCAGGCUGGGGGCGCUGAUUAGUUGGGUUUUAAUGUUUGUGUAGAGAUCAGAGCACCUAUUUUUUAGCAGAGGCUGGAAAAGGGAAGGAGCCUGACUGCCUUUGGGGUGGCUGGUUGGGUUUAGGUUGGGGUUUGAGUUGGUUUUUUUUUUUAAAGAGAAAUAAAUCUGUAUCCUCUUC
This is a messenger RNA of Poecile atricapillus (Black-capped chickadee), 2641 nucleotides long. RefSeq names its product nucleotide sugar transporter SLC35B4-like. The coding region runs from base 129 to 1124 and encodes 331 amino acids. Lineage: Eukaryota; Metazoa; Chordata; Aves; Passeriformes; Paridae. The record is from RefSeq and is a predicted model, not a curated record. Gene Ontology annotation, biological process: transmembrane transport. Gene Ontology annotation, cellular component: endoplasmic reticulum membrane; Golgi membrane. The transcript is spliced from 10 exons. Gene Ontology annotation, molecular function: UDP-N-acetylglucosamine transmembrane transporter activity; UDP-xylose transmembrane transporter activity.